Molecule: messenger RNA, 807 nt
Organism: Nicotiana attenuata
Lineage: Eukaryota; Viridiplantae; Streptophyta; Magnoliopsida; Solanales; Solanaceae
Exons: 2
Coding region: 153-548 (131 amino acids)
Source: RefSeq, a predicted model, not a curated record
AAGUGUUUCUUUUUAGUGAGAAGAUCAAUUCAGGAAGAAUAAACAAAAGGCUAUAAAUAGUGACAUAGAUGAUAUCUUAAGGCUAUAGGAAAGAAUACAAGAGAAUAAGAUCAAGUAAUUCUCUGCAUGGUAGUUCUUGAAAAACAGCAAAAAUGGGAACCAAGAAAAUGAUAGUAAUGCUCCUUUUGGCCUUCUACUUUUCAUGUGGUUUAUAUCUGGCCAAGAUUUUGCCUUCUGAUAGCAAAGAAGUAGUAGCAGAACAACUUAAUAAUCAUAAUGUGGAUGAAAAUACAGAAAUAGAUGUUAACAGCAAAUAUGGCCAUGCUGAAGCUCAUUUAGGUGGUAAAGGAGGAAAUGGAGGGGAAGAAUCUCGAUCUCCUUCGAAUCAGGGAUCGUCGAAUGUCAUACCAAUUUACGCUGCAAACGCGCACCAUAAUCACCAUCGUGGUGCUGCAAGCUGCCACAGAAACCACAAUGAAUAUCUAGCCUUCGUCGCUGCAAUGUUAUUCGCUUGCCUUGUACUUAAGGACCCUGUGUUUAUCGCGUAAAAAGCUAGUACAACGAUGUCAUUCUGAAUCCCUGACUCGUCUCGUUCUGAGCCUUUGGCCUAUCUGACAUUGGGUCAAAUCUGUCUAGUGAUUGUUGUGUACUAUGUUUGUUUAGACUUUGAUUAGUUGUGGAUGUAUUAGGAUGUUUAUGUCUUUUUGUUUCCUCUUUUUCUACAAAAUUUCCCUUGUAUAACAUGUUGAUUGGAUAAGCUUUAUAGUUCUGUAUUCAGGAUUUUAUCAGCUUAUUUUUCUUCUUUUU